Psilocybe cubensis is the source of this 648-nucleotide messenger RNA. RefSeq lists its product as uncharacterized. The record is from RefSeq and is a predicted model, not a curated record. The transcript has 13 exons. Bases 1 to 648 code for a protein of 215 amino acids. NCBI's taxonomy places the organism in Eukaryota, Fungi, Basidiomycota, Agaricomycetes, Agaricales, Agrocybaceae.
AUGGCUAUGAUGUACCAACCACUCAUAGAGAAAUUCGGCCAAGAAGAAGCUACUAAAUUUUUUCCAACAUUAUUUGCGGCUGAGCCCAUCAUUAUUGUCGCGAUAUCCACGCCCAUCCAAGUGUUUUUUGCAUGGAGAAUUAGACUCCUCACCAAACAAACAAUAUUACCUCUUAUAAUCGUUAUCCUUGCUCUAGUUUCGACUGGUGGCGGCACGUAUACGACGGUUUUGAUUGUCAAGAUUAAGCUUUUUGCCAGGAAACCAGAGCUUCAUUGGCCUGCCCUAGUAUGGUUUCUGUCGGCCUGUGUUGCUGAUAUCAUGAUUACAGCAGUACUGGUAAUAUCCUUGUCGAAACGCAAAACAGGUUUUGUUGCGACAGAUGACGCUGUUUCUAAGAUUAUCCGCAUGACAGUUCAAACGGGAAUGCUCACGGCCUUUUUUGCCAUCGGAGACGUUGUAUUCUUCAUGACUCUUGAAGACACAGGAAUAGACGCUCCUGCGCAUAUAUUGACCUCGUCGAUGUAUGAGCUUGAUACUCAUAAAGCUUAUGAUAGAGGACGUGAAGUUGAAUACGGUGUUACUAUCACCAAGAUUGUCGAGACCCGAAAAGACCCUCAUUCGCCUGAAACUACCGAAACUACGCAGUAG